AUUAUACACCGCUCUGAGUUUAAGAAAAUUAGCACGGACCACAAGGUACACAUGAUGUCAAUAUAGGGUGAUUCCAAGAGACUUUUCAUUGUUCCACUUGCUUAAGAGACUUCUUACCAUUUUUUGUUUUUCUAGGAUGAUCCUGUGAUCAUCUUCACCCCCAGAAAUCAAUAUCUCUUGCAACACCAUGGUCAUGGAGGGAAACGAGAUCCCUAGUGGAUGGCCACUUGGUCUAGGAAACAUGAACAUGAGAUUUAGAGUGGUUGGGACCUCUCGUCCAAUACGCUCAUCCAGUUUCUCUUCAUUCUCAUCUUCCAAUCUUGAUACUGAGUCAACAGCAUCGUUCUUCCCAGACCGGAGUAUGUCCCUAGGCCGGCUGAUUGGAAUUCAACCAAGGAAUUUAGGAAACUCGUACUACCCAAAUACGACAAUCCUCAGCCAACAAUAUGGGAACUUAUCCAUUACGAGGUCCGACCGAGAUGAAUUCCAGGGCCAAGACAAUCCCCAAGGACUUUGUGUUCCCCUGCUUCAUAACGUAAUAGGGAAGAUGGGCAGAAGUAGAAGCAGCACAAGGCAUUAAGGUCCCAGAGUCAGUUUAUAAUAGAUAUCUUUCUGAUAUAUACAAGAAAUAAAAAUUUUCUAUGGUGACUUCUUUUUAAACUGAUUUGUCUGUUUGAAAUUCCUUUCAGUCGAGCAAUUGAUUUGUGGAACAUAAAAUGAGGGAAGAGGAAAUAAAAUGUGUCUUGAUUGAGAGAAUUAUACUCCAAUGAACUCUGUAUUUCCAUUAUAGUGAUUUUAUAUUUGUAUUCAGAUUA
Messenger RNA from Olea europaea var. sylvestris, 815 nucleotides. RefSeq lists its product as uncharacterized. The record is from RefSeq and is a predicted model, not a curated record. The coding region runs from base 188 to 580 and encodes 130 amino acids. Lineage: Eukaryota; Viridiplantae; Streptophyta; Magnoliopsida; Lamiales; Oleaceae. The transcript has 3 exons.